Bombina bombina (fire-bellied toad) is the source of this 1190-nucleotide messenger RNA. It is a transcript of the gene KCNIP4, whose product is annotated as potassium voltage-gated channel interacting protein 4. Gene Ontology annotation, cellular component: voltage-gated potassium channel complex. Gene Ontology annotation, biological process: regulation of potassium ion transmembrane transport. Gene Ontology annotation, molecular function: potassium channel regulator activity; calcium ion binding. Lineage: Eukaryota; Metazoa; Chordata; Amphibia; Anura; Bombinatoridae. Bases 15 to 716 code for a protein of 233 amino acids. The record is from RefSeq and is a predicted model, not a curated record. The transcript is spliced from 9 exons.
UGCAGAAAGCUAAGAUGUUAACAGUUGAAUGGGAGUCUGAAGGACUGCAGACUGUUGGUAUCGUUAUGAUUAUUUGUGCAUCUCUGAAGUUGCUCCAUCUGUUGGGACUGAUUGACUUUUCAGAAGAUAAUGUUGAAGAUGAAAUGGAAUUGGCUACAGUACGACAUCGGCCUGAGGCGCUUGAAUUGCUGGAAGCACAGACUAAGUUUACAAAGAAGGAGCUUCAAAUUCUCUACAGAGGAUUCAAGAACGAAUGUCCAAGUGGAAUUGUAAAUGAAGAGACUUUUAAAGAUAUUUACGCUCAGUUCUUUCCACAUGGUGAUGCUUCGACUUAUGCACACUUUCUGUUUAAUGCAUUUGAUACAGACCACAAUGGAUCUGUCAGUUUUGAGGACUUUGUUAUGGGUCUUUCUACUUUGCUACGAGGGACCAUACAAGAAAAGUUAAACUGGGCUUUUAAUUUAUAUGAUAUUAAUAAAGAUGGGUAUAUAACUAAAGAGGAAAUGCUUGACAUAAUGAAAGCAAUUUAUGAUAUGAUGGGAAAAUACACUUACCCCGUAGUUAGGGAAGAAACACCAAAACAACACGUGGAAACAUUUUUUCAGAAAAUGGAUAUAAAUAAAGAUGGAGUGGUGACAAUAGAUGAAUUCAUAGAGAGCUGCCAAAAAGAUGAAAAUAUUAUGUGCUCUAUGCAGCUGUUUGAAAAUGUGAUUUAGCACAUCUGCACAAGCAAUGAAGAACUUACAUUUUAUCUAUUUUGGACAAUAAUUUGAAGCUGCAAUUUCCAUCUUACCAUAAAUAGACUGUUCAGCUUUCUACAGUCAUAUAUUAUGCAAACUAGCUUUUUUAUGAUGCCUUUUUAAAAAUCAGGUUUAGUGUUGCUUUCCAAAUUUUUAUUUUAUUUUAAUUUUUUAUUUAAUACUGCCUAGCUCUAUUUUAUUUUAGUUUUAGUUUUAGUUUUUUUAUCUAAUACUGCCUAGCUCUAUUUGUUUUUGUUUUUUUUUGGGGGGGGUUGCAUUUGACUUUGACAAAUAGUUUGUCAUAAUCAUAAUGAUAUUGUUUGUGCAACAUUGUCAAAUCUACUGAUGUUCCUUUAUUAUACAUGAAAUGAUGAAUGAAAUUUAUUGCUCUGUUAAUUUGUCUGAUUUCAUCUCCUCUUCCAUGAGGCAAAUAAAUCCAAAGGCAGUAAA